AUGCUUCCGGAAACCAACUUGAACGGGCCACCGGCGCUAGUCUGUCGCAACAGUAUCAUCCAGGCGUACUCUCCGCUUGUGUCUCUUAUAUCUUCCCACACUGCAGAUGAACUCGCCGAGACUCUUGGCUUCGACUCGUUUCUCCAGUUGCUUCGGCCCUUCGGGUGCGGCCUCGAGGGUCUGUUCAAGACAAAAACGCCGCAGUUAGUGACAAAAACAUUUUCUGAAUUUAGCGUCCGCUUUCUGGGCUCCAUCAUGGAGCUUCUCUCGGUCCAGGUCGCUGACAGCGACUACCAGUUGGGCCAGACGCGUCAGCACGUACCGUAUCCACAGCUAUACAAACAAAACUCCUUGGAGUUACUUAUGGCUGAGUAUAUCAAACAGGCAAAUAUUGAGAUUAAGGCUGAGGAUAAUCCCAUCCUCCUUGAUGAUUCCCUGCCUAAAGCUGCAGGUGGUGCUGUCGACAUCCGUAACUCCAUAUACUUAAAGUACUUCACGAAGCUUGUGUCGUCGCCCACAAUUGUGUCGUUUGAGACUUUUAACCAUCCGGUGGCACAACUCUUUGUGGUUUCUGUCAAUGACCAGAUGGAGAAACUUGCGGUGCUUGUACAUACGUUCAAGCACUUCCAAUUACCGAAAUACAUUAACCCUGAGGACAUCUUGUUGCACGUGUGUAUUGUUAGCGAACUGGAUGGUGCAUCGGAGAAGCAGUUCCAGCAGGCGAUUAAAGCGGAGUUAGGCUUGGCCUCCAGUGUGCUUAUCCUCAGGGGAACCGGGGAACGCACAACCGUCAGACACGCCGUGACCUCUAUCGAAGAGGACCUCCAGGACAUCCAUUUGCCGUCGCACAGAGCCAACAGCACUAUCUAUGCCACCGACGCCGCGGCCAUUCGCGAGUUUGUUGCCAAUAUGCUUCAAUUCCAGUUGCUCCCCUUCAUGGAACGCCGUAUUCUUUCGUGGGAUGAUCAGGUGGUUUCACCGCGGAAGUCCAUCACCGGCAAAUUCUUCUCCGUGUCUAAGCGCAUGUUUGGCUCUGGCCCGAACCCGAAGUUGUUCAUUCAGCAGGCACUCCACGAGUACAAUGCGAUGGAGGGCUUCUACCACCACCUCGCACCGGAACAGAUCAUCCGAAAGGCUGCGGACUGGCUGUUCAUGAUGCGUGACUACAAAACCGCGUAUGCGAACUACGAGUUGUUAAAAAAAGACUUCCUCACCAGCAAGGCAUGGGCGUAUUCCGCAUCUGCGCAGGAGUUUGCCAUCGUCGCUAUGCUCAUGGGCACCUCGUACACCAUUCCCCCAACCAGCUUAUCACCACGCACCGUCACACGCGCGCUCAUCGAUACAUCUGCCCCCAUCACAAACCUUACCAAGGUGUGCACGGAGAUAGUCGCGCCAUAUCUCGAUAACCUCAGCUAUUCAUACCUUUCUCGUGCGAACUUGCGGACUUUUAACGCGCGUGCUAUUGUCGUGAUCGGAGAGCUCCUCCUUGGCACCAACCCAUGGUAUGUAUCGUCGUUGACGAACGUGUGGUUAACGAAGCUCAUCGACCAGAACAUCGGCCAUAUCGGUCAGUGUUUGGUCCAUGAGCGCAUCUCCUACGCCCACAGUAUCUCUGUGCAUACCGCUGCAAAGGUGCUAGUAUCGGUAGAACCAGAUGAACCAGAGGAAGAGGACACCUUUGUAAACUCCGCAAAGUUACCGGAACGGAACUAUGCAACUAUGGGGCUCACUCGCGAUCGCAAGGCUGCACUCUGGGCGUUGAUAGCCUCCCGUGAGUGGGACCCCGUGGCAAAGCCUACUCAGGUUGCUCUCUGUUUACAGUCGACCCAGGCGGUGUACGACCCGGCAAGGUUAACCUGGAUUGGCAGAGAGAACGAGUUGCUCGGGAAGUUGCAAAAGGGCUUGUCUUAUUAGAGGGUAUGAAAUUGUACGUUUAGAAUAAAGUGACACUAAAGUAAAGCAUUAGUCUAAAUGUCUAGAUCGA
This is a messenger RNA of Babjeviella inositovora NRRL Y-12698, 1984 nucleotides long. It is a transcript of the gene GSG1, whose product is annotated as Gsg1p. The record is from RefSeq and is a predicted model, not a curated record. Gene Ontology annotation, biological process: protein localization to phagophore assembly site; endoplasmic reticulum to Golgi vesicle-mediated transport. Gene Ontology annotation, cellular component: TRAPPIII protein complex; cytoplasmic vesicle; phagophore assembly site. Lineage: Eukaryota; Fungi; Ascomycota; Pichiomycetes; Serinales. The coding region runs from base 1 to 1914 and encodes 637 amino acids. The transcript has a single exon.